Ictalurus furcatus (blue catfish) is the source of this 4480-nucleotide messenger RNA. RefSeq names its product nucleoporin 54 (gene nup54). Lineage: Eukaryota; Metazoa; Chordata; Actinopteri; Siluriformes; Ictaluridae. The record is from RefSeq and is a predicted model, not a curated record. Gene Ontology annotation, molecular function: structural constituent of nuclear pore. Gene Ontology annotation, biological process: nuclear pore organization; NLS-bearing protein import into nucleus; protein localization to nuclear inner membrane. The transcript is spliced from 13 exons. The coding region runs from base 575 to 2293 and encodes 572 amino acids. Gene Ontology annotation, cellular component: nuclear pore; nuclear pore central transport channel.
UUGAUGCGUCUCAAUUCGCCUACUUAUACUAGGCACUAAAUAUACUGUGUGUGUGUGUUUUGUUUGUUGUUUGUUUGUUUGUUUGAAGAAAAAGCUCAUGUAACGGAAAGAACGUUGUUGCCUAGUUACGCACACUUCUCGUUGCAUUUAAGCUUUUCUUCAUUCGUUAUUCCUUAAAAAAUUAUUUAUGCUAUAUCGUUUAAUUUACCAUUCCCUUGAUUUAUAUUUUCACAUUUUAUUUACACUUCUCUAAGAUGCAUCUUAUCUUAUUGCAUCACAAAACCCCUCCUCCUCCCUCGCACAAGGACUUGUGGGUAACAUUAGCCAAUAAAGUGUACGCGGAUCCAUGUGUGGAAAAUCCACCGGAAACUGUAGAGCAUUCGGGUACGUUUGGGAUUCUCAUUUCAACACACUACAUGCUCAUUCUAAUCUCGGAUACUGUUUAGGACGGAUAGUAGGUGAAUUGGGACGCAGAAAGUGUAAGGAAGGACAGACAGUAAGAUAAUGAAGGAAAGACAAUAUGAAGAAGGAAGUGUGUGUGUGUGUGUGUCAGAGAGAGAGAUCAGCAUGGUAAAUGCUUUUCUGGAGAACCGUCGUCUUCAUCCUCCUCACGUCUGUCUCUGAUGUCUUGUUUGUUGUCGAUAAAGGCUCGUCUGGGUUUUCAUUUGGUUCAUUCGGUGCCAAAACGACAGCGUCCACAGCUUUUGGCUUUGGUACUGGUACCACCACUACCGCCUCAUCCGGAUUUGGUAGUCUGUCUGCCCCGGCUUUUGGGGCGGCCACCACGACGACGCCGUCCACGGGGUUCGGAUUUGGCGCCACAAACACAGGCGCGUUCGGAGGCUUCGGCACAACCACCACCUCGGCUUCCGCUGCCCCCAGCUUCAACUUCUCCAACCCCACCAACACAGGUGCUGGUGGUCUGUUCGGAAAUACCCAGAACAAAGGCUUUGGGUUUUCGUCUGGUCUGGGAACAGGGACCGGUACCGGGGCAGGGUUCGGCUCCGGGUUGGGAGGCGGAGGUCUCGGCUUCGGGGGCUUCAGUCUUCAGACCAUGCAGCCGCAGCAAGGAGGUCUGUUCGGCCAGCAAGCUCAAGCACCGACACAGUCUAAUCAACUCAUCAACACGGCCAGUGCUCUCUCCGCGCCCACGCUGCUCAACGACGAGCGCGACGCCAUCCUGGCCAAAUGGAACCAGCUGCAGGCCUUCUGGGGUACAGGCAAGGGCUACUUCAACAACAACAUCCCGCCCGUGGACUUCACCCAGGAGAACCCUUUCUGCCGAUUCAAGGCAGUGGGCUUCAGCUGCAUCCCCAGCAGUAAGGACGAGGACGGUCUGUUGGCUCUGGCUCUUAAUAAGAAGGAGGUGGACGUCCGCAGUCAGCAGCAGCAGCUGGUCGAAUCUCUACACAAAAUUCUGGGUGGAAACCCGACGCUCGCCGUGAACGUGGAGGGAGUUAAAGCUCUGCCCGAUGACCAAACAGAGGUUAUGAUCUACGUGGUGGAGCGCUCGCCCAAUGGCACGUCAAAGCGAGUCCCAGCCUCCACACUGUUUAACUACAUGGAGCAGGCCAACGUUAAGAACCAGCUGCAGCAGCUCGGUGUGAUGAUGAGCGUCACUCGGACAGCGCUUUCUCACGCGCAGCUCAAACAGCUGCUGCAGAAUCCUCCCGCAGGAGUCGAUCCGAUCAUAUGGGAGCAGGCUAAAGUGGACAAUCCUGACCCUGAGAAGCUGAUUCCGGUGCCCAUGGUUGGUUUUAAGGAGUUGCUGCACAGGUUGAAGAUUCAAGAACAGAUGACUAAACAGCACCAGACCAGAGUAGACAUAAUCGCCACAGACAUCAGUGAGCUUCAGAAGAACCAGGCCACCACUGUGGCUAAAAUCGCUCAGUACAAGAGGAAGCUGAUGGACCUGUCGCACCGAGUUCUGCAGGUGCUGAUAAGACAGGAAAUUCAGAGCAAGAGCGGUUACGCCAUCCAGGUGGAUGAAGAGCACCUCAGGGUGCAGCUGGACACCAUUCAGUCUGAGCUUAACGCUCCAACGCAGUUUAAGGGACGGCUGAAUGAGCUGAUGUCUCAGAUCCGGAUGCAGAACCACUACGGUGCGGUGCGAGCCGAGGAGCGGUACAUCGUAGACACGGACCUGCUCCGAGAGAUCAAGCAGCAUCUGAAGCAGCAGCAGGAGGGUCUGAGUCACCUGAUCAGUGUGAUAAAGGACGACAUGGAGGACAUCAAGAUCAUCGAACAGGGACUGCACGAUAGCGUACAUGUGAGGGCCGGAAAACUCAGCUGACGUGGAGACAGACACACACACACACACACACACACCGCUCGUCAUCAUUAACCAGCAGUCUCGCAUGUGACCAGUUUGUUGUGUGUACACACACACACACACACACACACACACACACACACAAAACAUCUUGGUGAGAUGUGAGAGAAAUCGAUUCAAUUCAAUUCAAUUCAAUUUUAUGAAAUGAAAUCGAUCAUUGGAGAGUGAUUUUAUUUUAUUUUUUUUCAUGUAAAUAUGACUCUUCGUGUUCCUAAUGCACACAAGGAUCUAUUGUGAACCUUUUGAACUGGUUUAAAUAAAGUUUCGUGGUUACAAUGAAGAUCGCUGAGGCGUUCUUUAACCAGAUGAAGCACCAAAAUCAUCCAAAACCCGUUUGAAGAAUGGAAAAGAAGACAAACAGUCAGGUGUUGUAAUAAUAUUUAUAAUAAUAAUAAUUAUUAUUAUUAUUAUUAGCUGCCAUUGAUGUUACAAGAGGAAUACAGACACUUUGCUGUUGUAGGAAAAUAAGCAACAUCGGAGUGGGAACAGGACACCGGGAAGUUCAAUACUAAAUCAGAUUUUCCAAGAACAUCUACAGAUACUUAUGUCGUGUGCAUAAGUUCAAGGUAGUACAUAUGUAAACAAAAAAAACAACAAUAACUAACUAACAAGCAAACAAAAACUUCCAUUCUAAAUUUGAAUAAAAUACAAAUUAGCUGAAUGAAUUUGGACUUUUUCUAUAUGUAUUAUUUGUACUAUAAUGUACUGUACUAUAAUAAUUAUACUAUAAUAUAGUCAAAAGUACUGAAAAUGGAUUGUCCUUGUGUAGGAAUGCCAUGAGUUUAAAAAAAAAAAAACCCAAAAAACUAUUUUGAAAAUCUUAUAAACAACAGCUAACAUUCAUGUCUAAAAUAUUUAAUGUUGAACAAAAUAUAAAAUAUAGUAGUUGCAUGAUUCAGUUGAUCUCUGACUAUAGUGUUUUGUUUUUGUUUGUUUGUAUUUAUAGAUAAAUAAAUAAACCAGAUGUUGCACUGAGAAUGGCGAAUAGUCCGGACAGCAGCAGAAAAUCGGGAGAAUGAUUUUAUGUUUGAUACGGUUAUGGGAUAAGUAAGGGAUUUGGGGGUGAUCUUAAAUGUUUUCCUAAAACCAACCCGUCAGUCUUGGAAUCCAUCCAGAGGUUUGUGUAGAUAGGAAAUACCGUACUUUUAAGCCACCUGCAGGCCCUUCGUUCCACGAUUGGAUAUCAUUAUCAUUCCUCUGCUAUAUUAAGCUGCCAGGUCGGGAUGAAGCUCCCACAGAUGGCAUCUUGGCAUGAAGCUUGCUUUUUAUUUGAUAUUUUGGUUCAGCUUAUUGCUUUUCUGACCAUCACUCCCUAUUUCUCUGAAACUCUUGGGGGGGAUAAUUUUUUUUUUUUCUUCUCCGGAAAGCACAAGAGCUCAUGUCCAGGAGUAUGAGGGAAGAGUUUGGCGCUGACAGGAUUUUGGACACCUGUGUGUAAAUGCAUGUUGACUGAUGUGACCCUGUUCACCCCCAGUUUGACCUUGCUUCUGUCCUUGAGUGGCAGGUGGAAAAAGGGAAAAUAUUAUUCGUUAUCAGCAGCCUUUCAUUUGCCGCCAAGGUAGCUGGGAGUCUGUGUGUGUGUGUGUGUGUGUGUGUGUGUUAUAAGACUCUGAGCUGUGAACAUCUGUGCUGAAUAAACAACCAUCUCCACCAAAGUAGAUUUUCACACCACACCAAGAUCCAACAUUCCUGAAGACUCAAGAUUUUCACUGUCUAGGACUAAUUGUAAGUCCAGUAAUAAUAAUAAUAAUAAUAAUAAUAAUAAUAAUAAUAAUAAUAAUAAUGGAUUCUAAGCUGCUCAGUUGCGUAUCUUAUGUAUGUCUUAUAGGAUUCAAUUCGGCGCACUCUAAAUAGCACGUCACUAAAAGCCCCAACGUUUCUGCCAUGCGCAGUGACGUUAAACACGACGACGAGCUCCUGUCUUUUGAGCUUUCUGCUGUCUUCGUGAUUGUCGUCAUGAUCCGAGUCUCGAAAUCAAAAACCCUCACUGUACAUUCAAAAGAAUUUUACUAAUCUGGAAAAUCUGAAAGACUGGUAGUCAAAACGGAGCUUUUGGGAGGUUUGCGAGGUUUUUAAAAUCUGAGUGCUAACUCUAAUAGAAAAACCGUUAGUGUUUGUACUCGAUAAACAUCUAGAAUAGUACAGAAG